Ceratotherium simum simum (southern white rhinoceros) is the source of this 1662-nucleotide messenger RNA. RefSeq names its product fat storage inducing transmembrane protein 2 (gene FITM2). Gene Ontology annotation, biological process: lipid droplet organization; lipid storage; phospholipid biosynthetic process. The record is from RefSeq and is a predicted model, not a curated record. NCBI's taxonomy places the organism in Eukaryota, Metazoa, Chordata, Mammalia, Perissodactyla, Rhinocerotidae. Gene Ontology annotation, cellular component: endoplasmic reticulum membrane. Gene Ontology annotation, molecular function: coenzyme A diphosphatase activity.
GACCGAGGGAAGGGCAGGACGGUGGCCGAGGAGGUCCCUGCGAAGGGCAUGGAGCAUCUGGAGCGCUGCGCGUGGUUCCUCAGGGGGACGCUGGUGCGGGCGGCCGUGCGGCGCUACCUGCCCUGGGCGCUGGCGGCCUCCAUGCUGGCGGGCUCCCUCCUCAAGGAGCUCUCCCCGCUGCCCGAGAGCUACCUCAGCAACAAGCGCAAUGUCCUCAACGUGUAUUUUGUCAAAAUGGCCUGGGCCUGGACCUUCUCCCUCCUCCUGCCUUUCAUUGCCCUCACCAACUACCACCUGACAGGCAAGGCUGGCCUGGUCCUGCGGCGGCUGAGCACCCUGCUCGUGGGCACGGCCAUCUGGUAUGUGUGCACAGCCCUCUUCUCCAACAUUGAGCACUACACGGGCAGCUGCUUCCAGUCGCCGGCCCUGGAGGGGCUCAGGAGCGAGCACCAGAGUAAGCAGCAGUGCCACGGGGAAGGGGGCUUUUGGCACGGCUUUGACAUCUCCGGCCACUCCUUCCUGCUGACCUUCUGUGCCCUCAUGAUUGUGGAGGAGAUGGCCGUGCUGCAUGAAGUGAGGACGGACCGAAGCCACUGCCUCCACACCGCCAUCACCAGCCUGGCGGUCGCCCUGGGCUUCCUGACUUUCAUUUGGGUGUGGAUGUUUCUGUGCACAGCCGUUUAUUUCCACAACUUGUCCCAGAAAGUGUUUGGCACCUUGUUUGGUUUGCUGGGCUGGUAUGGGACAUAUGGGUUUUGGUAUCUGAAAUCCUUUUCCCCAGGACUUCCUCCCCAGAGCUCUAGUUUGAAUCUGAAGCAAGAUAGUUACAAGGAAUAAAAGAGAAACAAAAGGAGCGACAGCAGGACAAUGACUAAUCUAUUUUUCAUUUAUUUUUCUUAAUUAUUUGACUAAAUUAUCAAUCCUACUUCAGAGAGGAGACUUACCGGGCAGCUUUGGUGAGUGGUGUUGGAGUCUGGGGAGGGAGUUCAGUCCCCAGACGUCCCAGCAGCGUCACCCUGUGUCACAAGCACCACCAUUUCCAGUCAGGCACUGAGCAUCCCUGACAAGACUUGACCUUAAUCUGGACCGUCCCUUUUGUCCCUAGAGGGCAGAGCCAAGGCUCAGCGAGAGGACAGAAUCAGGAAGGCCUCAAUUGUGUGGCCAAAGGGGAGGCCAGGGCCUCAGGACUCCUGCUGCCAUCGUUCUCCCUGAUUCCUAGUUGUCUUCUAUUUUAACGGCCGUUCAUGCUGUUAUUGAACAAUAUUUCUCUCUGGUCAAUUUUGUGUAAGCACUUAUUUCCAGCAGGGUUCUUUAUAAAACAACCAACCACCUGAAAGAUACUCGCUGGUGGUAGUAUUUGUUUCAUCCAUGAAAUGUUAAAUAUUGUGACCGGCUUGUGAUUAGGUCCCAAAACAGUUAAACUGGAGUGCCUCUGUGACUAAGUAUUGGAUGACUUUUAUGUAAGGAACAUAAUUGAUAAUUUUCUGUCCGUGUUGUCUAUUAUAUGUUGGUUUUUGGAGCGAUAAGGUUACCUUUUUUUCUUCUAUUCUGAGUGAAUGCUUUAUAGUUUUUAAUAACAACUAUGGCAUUUGUUCUUUGUCGACAAAACUGAAAAUAACUCACAACUCCAGUGCUGCACUUUGGCAUGUGUGUAGAAUGCUU